Gekko japonicus is the source of this 1962-nucleotide messenger RNA. It is a transcript of the gene PTPRR, whose product is annotated as protein tyrosine phosphatase, receptor type R. The transcript is spliced from 14 exons. Gene Ontology annotation, molecular function: protein tyrosine phosphatase activity. Gene Ontology annotation, biological process: protein dephosphorylation. The coding region runs from base 1 to 1962 and encodes 653 amino acids. The record is from RefSeq and is a predicted model, not a curated record. Lineage: Eukaryota; Metazoa; Chordata; Lepidosauria; Squamata; Gekkonidae.
AUGACCAGAGUGCAUGGGUCUGUUCAUAUGAGAGAAGGCAAUCUUUCAGGGAGCUUUUCCGGGGACAAUGACCACUUCUUGGCAAUUCAUCAAAGAAAGACUGGGAAGCCAAUCUUCAUUUACCAUCAUGUGCAAAGUGUUGAAAAAAGUUUAGAUACAAGUGAUCAGACGGAUUAUGGACUCAAAUCUCAUCUGUCUUCUCAUGCAAAACUAAACAAGCUGCACCCUGCCAUUGUACUUAAGUCAACGUUUUCGAGACCUGCACAUGACCCAUCUCUCAAUCUCUUAGCUAUGACAGGUGAGGACCAGGAAGUGGAAAAUCUACCAGUUCCGGCAACAAAUGUGAUUACUGUGACUCUGCAAAUGGAUGUAAACAAGCUGAAUAUCACGUUGCUUCGAAUUUUCCGCCGGGGAGUGGCUGCCGCUUUAGGAUUGCUUCCGCAGCAAGUGCACAUCAACAGACUCCUCGGAAAAAAGAACUGCGUUGAACUCUUCAUAGCCCCAGUAAACAGGAAAGGAAUUUCUGAUACACUCCCAUCAGAAGAAGUCUUGCGGUCACUUAAUAUCAAUGUUCUACAACAGAGUUUAUCCCAGUUUGGGAUUACCGAAGUCUCCCCAGAGAAAAAUGUAUUGCAAGGCAAGCACGAAUCAGGUAAACUCUGGACCCAGGAAGGAUUUUAUGCUGUCAUCAUAUUUCUCAGCAUCUUUGUUAUUAUCGUGACAUGUUUGAUGGUACUGUACAGACUGAAGGAGAAAAUACAAUUUUCACGAAGACAAGAUAAGAACAAAAAACAGGAAAUACACCUUUCGUCCAUCCCUCUGCAGCGACCUCCCUCUGAAUAUAAGGUGGCAAACAGAAUGGUCCAGCCAGAACAGGCUCCUAAAGUUGUCGGUGUCCCAGUAGACCUGCAAGGACAAUGUGCUCCUGAACUCAAGCCCACCCUUUCUGCCAGUCCAUCGCCAUUCAAAAUGAAACCAGUGGGGCUUCAAGAAAGGCGAGGAUCCAAUGUCUCACUCACUUUGGACAUGAGCAGCUUGGGAAGUGUUGAACCUUUUGUGGCAGCCCCAACACCAAGAGAAAAAGUUGCAAUGGAAUAUCUGCAGUCAGCUAGCCGAGUCCUGACAAAGCAGCAAUUGCAAGACACAGUUGCAAGUUCGCAUUUGCUUCAGACUGAGUUCAUGGAAAUUCCAAUGAAUUUUGUGGAUCCUAAAGAAAUUGACAUUCCUAGUCAUGGAACUAAAAAUCGUUAUAAGACUAUUCUGCCAAAUCCUACAAGCAGGGUGUGUUUAAAACCAAAGAACCCUGGCAAUGCCUUGAGCACCUAUAUCAAUGCUAACUACAUUAGGGGUUAUGGUGGCCAGGAAAAGGCCUUCAUCGCAACCCAAGGGCCUAUGAUUAAUACAGUGAAUGACUUCUGGCAGAUGGUAUGGCAAGAGGACAGUCCUGUCAUUGUUAUGAUCACGAAGCUGAAGGAGAAAAAUGAGAAAUGUGUGCUGUACUGGCCAGAGAAGAGGGGGAUAUAUGGAAAAGUGGAAGUACUUGUGAACAGUGUGCAAGAGUAUGAGAAUUAUACUGUCCGCAACCUUACAUUAAAGCAAGGAAGUCAGUCAAAAUGUGUCAAACAUUAUUGGUACACAUCCUGGCCAGACCACAAAACUCCAGAUAGUGCUCAGCCUCUUCUACAGCUCAUGCUGGAUGUAGAAAAAGACAGAAUGGCAUCAGCUGGGAGAGGACCUGUAAUUGUGCAUUGCAGUGCUGGAAUAGGAAGAACUGGAUGUUUUAUUGCUACUACCAUCGGUUGUCAUCAACUGAAGGAAGAGGGAGUUGUUGAUGCUUUAAGCAUUGUCUGUCAACUGCGUUUGGACAGAGGUGGAAUGGUCCAAACAAGUGAACAGUAUGAAUUUGUGCAUCACGCAUUGAGCCUGUAUGAAAGCAGGUUGGCUGCAGAAGCUGUCCAGUGA